Molecule: messenger RNA, 2179 nt
Organism: Gambusia affinis (western mosquitofish)
Lineage: Eukaryota; Metazoa; Chordata; Actinopteri; Cyprinodontiformes; Poeciliidae
Product: GTPase IMAP family member 9-like
Exons: 3
Coding region: 244-1209 (321 amino acids)
Molecular function (GO): GTP binding
Source: RefSeq, a predicted model, not a curated record
GAGUUUUCUUGUCACUGUCUGACGCAAAUGAGCACAGGAGUGAUGUGGAAUGUUAGGUUUCAAUUUUGCUUUCGCGAGAUCGCGCUUGUCUGAUGUAAGAGAUUUUCUUUUCUCUCUGCUUUAGUCUGGGUCAUUUCAGCGGUCGGAAGCAGCUCACUGAAGCCUGUCGUGGUAUGAUAUAUAUUAUUCACAGCUUUCUAUUCAUCUGUGCUAAAUAGACUGAGUGAAGCUUGUGAUCCUGUGAUGUUGGACGGGAAGGCUUGGAACCGAGCUUGCUUCCACCUUUUGGUGUUUGCAUUAUGUGGAGUCAUAACUCACUGCCAGUCUCAAAGCAAAGGCUCUUCAAAGCAGCGGACUCUCUUUUUGGUUGGAAAAACUGGCUCUGGAAAGAGCGCAUCAGGAAACACCAUCUUGGGUCGCUCUGUGUUUAGAGAAGACGCCUCGGCUGAGUCGGUGACAAAAACCUGUGAGAGACGAGAGCCACUGGAAGGAGACAGAAACAUCGUGGUGAUCGACUCUCCUGGAAUAUUUGACACACAUAAAACACAAGUCCAACUCAAAGAAGACAUUGAGCAGUGUGUUAAGCUGUCGGUUCCUGGGCCUCAUGCUUUUCUGUUAGUGAUAAACUUAAAGUCCAGAUUCACAAAAGAGGAAAAGGACACUGUGAAGUGGAUCCAGGAUAAUUUUGGCUCUGCUGCUGCUACUUUCACCAUAGUCCUGUUCACUCAUGCUGAUGUGUUGAGAGGUAAAUCUGUUGAGGACUUUGUGGCAGAAAGCAAACACCUACAAACUCUAAUACAGCAGUGUGGAGGAAGAUACCACUCGUUAGUCAAUGGGCUGAGUUCAGACAGAAAACAGGUCACAGAACUUCUGGAUAAAAUAGAUGAAAUGGUUCAAAUAAAUGGGGGAGACCAUUACACCAAUAGCAUGUACAAAAAAGCCCAGAGGGAACUGGAGGAGGAAGAGGAAAGAGCAUGUAGGGAGGAAUACGAGAGGAGAAAGGCAGAAAAUAAAAGGUGUGAAGAAGAGGAACGAAGAGAGAGAGAGGAGAGGGAGAGAAGGCAAAAACAUACUUCUUGGUGUAAGGUAGUAAAUAUUGGUUCCAAACUAAUGACGUUUCUCUCUGGAAAUCCCUACAUUCUUGCAGCAGACACUGUACUUGAUCUUUUUGUAGACAAAUGUGACAUCAUUAAGUAUUUUGAGGACUGAGAACUGUAACAAAAUGAGACAACAUAUCACAGCGAUACACAACGAUGAAUGAACUGUGUAAUCAGGACACUGGUAGACAACAGUUCCUAAUCUACAGAAAACAAGGACAUGAAAUCAAAUCCUGGGACUUUUAUUUUCUAUAUCUGAAUAAUUCAGGCUUUGUUUUGGUUUUCACUUUGGAUUUUCUUACUAUUUUGUGCAUGUGAAGACUUUCUUUUAACAUAACACAUCACUGCUCUUAUAACCUGACACAAGUAAUGCACAUGUAGAGAUUUAUUUUCCUCACAGAAAAAAACAUGUUCAACAACUUAACACAGGUUUGGCAGAUCUUUUUUGAUAAUUCUUCACUUAAUUAUAAAUACAUGCAAAUGCAAAAAAAAAAAGUCCAACUGUCAGGAUUAUCUCUAUGUAACCGUUGUGUAUUCCUUCAGUUAAUCAUUUUAAGAUCAUGUAUGAGAAAACAUCCGUGUUGUAAUCAAGUGGAUUUAUUUGAACUUUCUAUUCAUAACGAUCGACUUUUCUUGAAGUUUCUUAGUUUUGUUUCAAGGUUUUUUAUUUUUUGUUUUCAGGGUUUAAUCUGAAAGAACAACUCCUAUAUUUUAAAAAUCUGGAGUGGUUUGCAUCAGUUUUACUGCCUUUCAUUUAAUUCAGUGGUUUUUCUUUUAAUAAAUGCUUACUUGAACAUGCUUCUUACAUUUUCUUUUCAUGUAAUCAUUUUCUGAUUUCAUUUCAGAUUGAAUUUGUUCCUAUACAGGGAAACAAUACCUGUUAAAGCCAGUGUUGAUGGCCAAGUGAAGCCUCAUGAAGCAAUGAAGCUUUCCAGCUCUUUGCUUUGCUCAAAGGUUCAUUACUUGAUGCUUCAUUCAUUACUCACAAAACUGACAUCUGCUGCUGGAACUGUAACAGCCUUGUGACUCAGAUCGGUCAUACUUCACAAAAAAAUAAAAUAAUAGUAUUGUCACAAUGUUUG